Caenorhabditis elegans is the source of this 1098-nucleotide messenger RNA. It is a transcript of the gene selt-1.1, whose product is annotated as Thioredoxin reductase-like selenoprotein T homolog selt-1.1. Lineage: Eukaryota; Metazoa; Nematoda; Chromadorea; Rhabditida; Rhabditidae. Gene Ontology annotation, cellular component: endoplasmic reticulum. Bases 1 to 735 code for a protein of 244 amino acids. The record is from RefSeq and is marked reviewed. Gene Ontology annotation, molecular function: thioredoxin-disulfide reductase (NADPH) activity. The transcript is spliced from 5 exons. Gene Ontology annotation, biological process: cellular oxidant detoxification.
AUGUCACGGUUUGGGGUAUUUAUCAUAGGAGUUCUCUUCUUUAUGUCAGUUUGUGAUGUGCUGAGAACGGAAGAGCAUUCACACGAUGAGAACCACGUACAUGAAAAGGACGAUUUUGAAGCAGAAUUUGGAGACGAAACAGAUUCACAAAGCUUCAGUCAAGGAACCGAAGAAGAUCAUAUUGAAGUCCGGGAGCAAUCCUCAUUUGUUAAGCCUACAGCCGUCCACCACGCCAAGGAUCUUCCAACAUUGAGAAUUUUCUACUGUGUUUCAUGUGGUUAUAAGCAAGCUUUCGACCAGUUCACCACUUUUGCCAAAGAAAAGUAUCCAAAUAUGCCAAUUGAAGGAGCCAACUUUGCACCGGUUCUUUGGAAAGCUUAUGUUGCUCAGGCUCUCAGUUUCGUCAAAAUGGCAGUUCUCGUGCUGGUGCUAGGUGGAAUAAAUCCAUUUGAGAGAUUUGGUCUUGGAUACCCACAGAUUCUGCAGCACGCACACGGAAACAAGAUGUCGUCCUGUAUGCUGGUGUUCAUGCUCGGCAACCUUGUUGAACAAAGUCUCAUUUCUACUGGAGCAUUCGAAGUUUACCUUGGCAAUGAACAAAUCUGGAGUAAAAUCGAGUCAGGUCGUGUACCAUCCCCUCAGGAAUUCAUGCAACUUAUCGAUGCUCAACUUGCGGUGCUCGGAAAAGCUCCUGUCAACACAGAAUCAUUUGGAGAGUUCCAACAGACUGUCUAAAACGCUAUGUUUUCAAUUUGACACCGUGUUACCAUAAUUAUUUACAAUGUAUUCUUGCUGCUCAAACUGAUUCAUUCCCUCACUCGUCAUCCGACGCCUUAUUUUAUUAAGUUAAAUUAACUUUUUAUUUGUUUCUCAACGUGUGUAAAUUAUUUGCAGUCAUAAAAAUUCUCGCCACUUUUAUUUCACCUCUAAUGAUUUUCUAUUCAAAUAAUGUUACGUUUUGUUUUUUUUUAAAUAAUUAUUUACCAUUAAGGAAUCAAAUUUUUGAAACCAGUUUUUUCAUUUGAAAUUUUUCAGAAAUAAUAUUUUUUACUAGAGUAUUAGUUUUGUUUAUUUAAAAACAAAUCACAAAGUAAAAAA